This is a messenger RNA of Aspergillus pseudotamarii, 849 nucleotides long. RefSeq lists its product as uncharacterized. The transcript has a single exon. The record is from RefSeq and is a predicted model, not a curated record. NCBI's taxonomy places the organism in Eukaryota, Fungi, Ascomycota, Eurotiomycetes, Eurotiales, Aspergillaceae. Bases 134 to 769 code for a protein of 211 amino acids.
GUGUCUUCCCGUUUCUCGGCAAUCAGGGUCAAUCUUUUGUUCACACAAUCUCAAGGAACAUUACAAACAUUGUACUUCCAUUUUGUUUCGCUCUUUUAAAGGUCAAUAAAUACACUCAACCUCAACCUCCAAAAUGAUGGGCGCCCACUUCAGUAGCUUACUUUCUAGCGUAAUUACUACGCUCAGCUCCACCAAGCAGCACUACAACAUUGUUAAGGAUGACAAGCGCCUUCCAGCGACGUUUCAUGAAGCAGGCCAGGGGCUCCUGGUUAUUGAGGAUGCUCUGCGAUGUGUCGAAAGAAACAACGACGGUCGUGAUAUAGCUGGGGAACCCAAGCACGCUAUGGGUUUGCUGGAGGCUUGCAACUGCAAAGCCAAGUUGUCCGAGGCCAUAUUCCUGGAUGUUGCUCAAGGCCGGGGGAGCGACAGGUUUGAGGAUUACAAAAUGGCUGUGAGAGGAAGGGGAAAAGGCAGCCCGAUAGAAGCCUUGGUAACAGGAAUGAUGAAUGAUGUUUGCCAGAUAGCCAACGACAGUACCAUCGAAGCAGCGAUGAAGGUCGAAAUCAUUUCCUUGCGCACAGCACUCGAAUGGCUAUCCAAGAUGGAACCGUCAGUAUCCAACGAGCAGCCAGGUAGCCAUUUUUCCAACUAUGGCUCUGGUAACCAAUUCAAUACUACUGGAGGCACUCAAAAUAACAACAUAGGCAAUGGCAACCAAUUUCCGGGGGCUAGUUUCAGUGGAACUGUUAAUUUUGGCAGCAAUCAUUGAAUGCAUUUACAUUUUCCCUGCCAUUUUCUUCCAAGGUGGGGACUUUUCCGUAUCGUCAGGAGACCAUCCGAGGAUCAAGC